Acanthopagrus latus (yellowfin seabream) is the source of this 2845-nucleotide messenger RNA. It is a transcript of the gene plg, whose product is annotated as plasminogen. The transcript has 20 exons. Gene Ontology annotation, cellular component: extrinsic component of plasma membrane. Lineage: Eukaryota; Metazoa; Chordata; Actinopteri; Spariformes; Sparidae. Bases 216 to 2630 code for a protein of 804 amino acids. Gene Ontology annotation, molecular function: serine-type endopeptidase activity; signaling receptor binding. The record is from RefSeq and is a predicted model, not a curated record. Gene Ontology annotation, biological process: proteolysis.
GGUCAAAGUUCAUAGGCAGUGCUGUAGCAGCAGAAGAGCAACAGAAAGGCUCAAAAAGCCUGCGGGUGCAUCUCAACACCGACAAGAAGCCUCCCAGCUCGCUCACUGCUCUCCAACUGACGGUGUGUCAUAACGGGACCAAGGAGCCCAAUAACAUACCAGGAGGUACCUCAAUACAUGAGUCGACAAUGAGCUGCUAGAAUAAGGGCCUCGCCAUGGACCUCAACAAAAUAGCCUUUAUCCUGGGAGCCCUGCUCAGCACUGUGAGUGCUACUGAGGUGGACGGCUACUCUAAAACUGAAGGAGCGUGGAUCCUCUCACUGAACAGACGACAGUACUCAGUCAACACUGUGACUGACUGCGCCAACAAAUGUAACGCUGAAUCAACCUUCACAUGCAGGUCUUUCAUAUAUAUUGAAAAGGACCAAGAGUGUUGGACAGCAGCAGCAAACUCUAAAACAGAGACCAUCCUGCGUAGAGCCAGCACAUCUUUAUAUGAAAAAAAUGUAUAUCUCCUGGAGUGUGUAAAUGGAAUAGGAACAGAUUACAGAGGAACAAUAACCAGAUCGAAAACCGGAAAGAUGUGUCAGCGAUGGGACGCAAAAUACCCACACAGGCCCAACAUGACACCUGCGACCCAUCCUCGGGCAGACCUGGAGUCAAACUUCUGCAGAAACCCUGAUGGAGACAAUGGGGGACCCUGGUGUUACACCACCAACCCUAUCACCCGCUGGGAACACUGCAAUGUACCCAGCUGCACUGAGGAUUGCAUACACUGCAGUGGUGAGAACUACAGAGGGAACAUGUCCACUACAGAAAAUGGCUUCACCUGCCAACGCUGGGACUCCCAGAAGCCUCACAACCAUGGCUACAACCCCAGCGCUCUCCCAGAUAAGUAUCUUGAGGGGAAUUACUGCCGGAACCCAGAUGGAGACCCCCGACCCUGGUGCUUCACCACCAGCCCGACUAAACGAUGGGACUUCUGCUCCAUACCCCGCUGCACCUCCGAGCCUCCCACCAUCGUCCCAGAGACGACCUGUGCCACCGGUGAAGGUGGAUCGUACCGAGGCGCGAUAGCUGUGACAGAGUCGGGUAAAACCUGCCAAAGCUGGUCGGCUCAGACGCCACACAAACACAACCGCACGCCAGACAACUACCCCUGCAAAGGCCUUGAUAACAACCACUGUCGUAACCCUGACAAUGAGAGGAUGCCCUGGUGUUACACCACUGACCCUGACACCCGCUGGGAGUACUGCAAAGUGCCAACCUGCGGGGAUGCUGCUGGACCAGAUGAGGCAGUGAUCCCCCCAGAGGAGGAAGACUGUUAUCAAGGAGACGGGACGUCGUACCGUGGCAUAACAUCAGAGACGAUCAGUGGAAAAAGAUGUCAGGCCUGGAGCUCCAUGACUCCUCACAGCCAUCAGAAAACUCCACAAAACUACCCCAAUGCAGACCUCAGGAGGAAUCUAUGCAGGAACCCUGAUGGAGACCGAGCCCCCUGGUGUUACACUACAGACCCCAGAGUCCGCUGGGAGUACUGCAACUUGGACAAAUGCCCCACAGAUUCUUCAGGACCAUCACCGACCAGCUCCACCAAACCUCAGCUCCCAUCCCCUGCCACCGAGACCCCACAAGCCAAAGACUGUAAGGUUGGAAAUGGAGACACAUAUCGGGGUCCAACCUCCAUCACCAUUCUGGGUGUGACCUGCCAGGCCUGGAGUGCUCAGAGUCCCCACCAGCACAACAGCUUCACCCCACAGACUCACCCCACCAAGGGUCUGGAGGGCAAUAGCUGCAGAAACCCAGAUAACGAUGUGAACGGACCAUGGUGCUACACCACUGAUAGAAACAAGAAAUGGGACUACUGUCAGAUCCCAGACUGUGCUGGACUGAAGUGCGGCACUCCGGUCACCAAACCCAAGCGUUGCUUUGGUCGUAUUGUGGGAGGCUGCGUGUCUAAACCUCACUCUUGGCCCUGGCAAAUCAGUCUCCGGACCAAUACUGGAACUCAUUUCUGUGGAGGAACUCUGAUUGACCCUCAGUGGGUCCUCACCGCUGCACACUGCCUGGAGAGGUCCAGACGGCCCUCAGCCUACAAAGUGCUGCUGGGUGUCCACACAGAGCUAGCCAACGAGCCGUCCAAACAGGAGAGAAACCUGGAGAAACUGGUGCUGGGGCCCAACGGAGCCGACAUCGCUCUGCUCAAACUGCAGACCCCUGUACUAAUAAAUGACAAAGUCCUGCCAGUUUGUCUGCCAGAGAAGGACUACAUCGUUCCCAGUGGAACCGAGUGUUACGUUACAGGGUGGGGAGAAACUCAAGGUACAGGAGGUGACGGCAUCCUGAAGGAAACUGGUUUCCCCGUGAUCGAGAACAAGAUCUGUAAUCGCCCGUCCUACCUGAACGGCCGAGUCAGAGACCACGAGAUGUGUGCCGGAAACAUCGAGGGAGGAACUGACAGCUGCCAGGGUGACAGUGGUGGUCCUCUGGUGUGUACUGCCCAGAACAGGUUCAUCCUCCAGGGAGUGACAUCAUGGGGUUUAGGAUGCGCCAACGCCAUGAAACCCGGCGUCUACGCUCGAGUGUCCAAGUUUGUUGACUGGAUUGACAGAACCAUCAAAGCCAAUUAAAACACUAUCCAGCUUUAACAAAUACAGUAGCUCUGAUUGCGCGCCGACGCAGAGAGAGUUUAUUCAGUUGAAGAUUCUUUAGCAUGUUUGUGUUUCGUGUCAACUAGUGUUUCGUUUGCUCUGGUGGAAAUACUCUGAGCAGAUUAUAGUUCUGAUUUUUGGAUGUAACAGUGUGAUUUCUGUAAAAAUAAAAAUAAAAACUUUAUCAAAGGGAA